GGGAGGUUGUUUUGUUGACAUCGGCCGAAAACGAAAAACUGAAGAGAACGUAGCUAGCUAAAUAUUAAAAAACAUAUUAAUGAAUUGAAUCAACAACAGAACUACCGCUGUGUAAAGAUAAGCUUCUUGUAGGCCUAAACCCAAAGUUAGGGAGGUCUUAAGCACUGCCUCUUCUUGUCGACCAACUCGUCCAUCCCAAUGCAUACCCUUUGAGAACUUCCCAGCACCCACCUCCGGAGGCCAUCUGCUUUGCCCUUUUGUUGUCAAACAAGGGGUUGGGAGAAGCAGCCGCUGACAUGGCAUCCAAAGCAGGGGACAACCCUGACAGCCUCAUGGCGCUGUCCACAGCCUUUUGCCUGAGGAACCUAAGGAAGACCAUGUGCUACCUAGGUGACAGAAACAAGCUCUGUCUGCGCUCUGACGUCUUCCUGCCCAGUGAGAUAUGUGACAAGCUGGUCAACACAUACAUGGAACUGGUACACACAGACAGCAACUUUAAACCACAGGACGGCUUCUUCCAGCUGUUUUCGGACCCACGCAGCACUAGGCUUACCCGGAUCCAGCUGAGGGAGGACAUUGUCCAGGACAGGGACCUGGAGGCCAUUGGGAAACAGGACUUGAUCGAGCUCCACCUCACCUCCUGCCACAACCUAUCAGCACGCAGCCUCAGGACUCUGACCAGCUUUCGCCAGACGCUGGUUUCCCUCAGCCUGUUCGGCUGCAGCCGCAUCUUCUACCGCAAAGGAGGUGCCCCGCUGGCGUUUGACGAGGAGGAGGAAGAGGAGGAGGAGGAGCGGCCGGCCUCCAGACAGGCACUGGACACAGACUUCAGCUUUCAGGGCUUCAACCGGCUCAGGCUCCUCAACCUGGGGGGUUUACCGGAGGAGGUGGAUGUUGAGGGCCUGCUGAAGCCCCUACCGGCCCUCACCUCCCUGGACCUGUCCGGUGUUCAGCUGCCCCGGGCUGCCUUCCUGGCCCAGUGGAAGGAGAGGCUGGCCUCGCUGGUGCUUUACAAUGUGGACCUGUCGGAGGAGCUGAUCAACACGGUGGUGGAGCUGGGGCACCUCCGGCACCUGGAUAUCUCCCGAGAGCACACCUCCAAGUUCAAGAUGACCCGAAAGACCCUGACAGCCAUCGUGCAGGGCCUGGUCAACCUGGUGUCCCUGGACAUCUCGGGCCACAUCAUGCUGGACAACUGCACAGUGCCGCACUUUGAGGAAGCCAUGGGACGUCCAAGCAUUGAACCCUGUAAGAGCAGCAUUUACCCAUUCCAGGAGCUGAAGAGGCCUCUGCAGUUUCUGGGUCUUUACAACACCACACUGUGUAAUGUGACUCACAUCCCGGCCUACAAGGUCACAGGCUCUAAGAAUGAAGACCAGGUUCUGAACGCCAUUGAGGCCUACACAGAGUUCCGCCCGGAGCUAGCCCACCGAGCCAUCAACCAGCUGUUCGACAUAGCCAGGAUACAGCACUGCAGCCAGCUUCUGCGGGCGUUGCAGCUGGUGAUUGCCGCGCUGAAGUGCCACAAGUACGACAAGAGCAUCCAGGUGACCGGCAGCGCCGCCCUCUUCUACCUAACCAACACAGAGUACCGCAGCGACCAGAGUGUGCGACUGCGCCGCCAGGUCAUCCAGGUGGUUCUCAACGGCAUGGAGCAAUACCAGGAGGUCACGGUUCAGAGGAACUGCUGCUUGACUCUGUGUAACUUCAGCAUCCCGGAGGAGCUGGAAUUCCAGUAUGGUCGGGUCAAUCUACUACUGCUGAAGAUCCUGGAGCCGGCUCGGCAGGAUGAGUCCAUCCAGCGUAUCGCUGUUCACCUCUGCAACGCCCUGGUCUGCCAGGUGGACAACCACCACAAGGAGGCCGUGGGCAAGAUGGGCUUUGUCAAAACCAUGUUGAAUUUGAUUCAGAAGAAGCUACAAGACAGGAUGUGUGACCAGGUGAUGGAGUUUUCCUGGAGCGCCCUGUGGAACAUAACCGAUGAGACGCCAGACAACUGUCAGAUGUUCCUCAACUGUCGGGGGAUGAGCCUCUUCCUGGAUUGCCUGAAGGAGUUUCCGGACAAGCAGGAGCUUCACCGUAACAUGUUGGGGCUGCUGGGUAAUGUGGCAGAAGUGCGGGCACUGCGGCCACAGCUUCUUACACCACAGUUUAUCUCUGUUUUCAGUAACCUGCUCGACAGCAAGGCCGAUGGGAUCGAGGUGUCGUACAACGCUUGUGGAGUGCUGUCACACAUCAUGUUUGACGGCCCAGAGGUGUGGGCCAUGGAGGAGCCUUUGAGAGAGACGGUUAUGGACAAGAUGAUGGCUGCUAUCCAGAGCUGGGACGUCACAUCCCGCCGGAAUAUCAACUACAGGUCCUUUGAACCAAUCCUGCGCCUGCUGCCCCAGAGCAUCGCACCAGUGAGCCAGCACUGGGCCACGUGGGCGCUCUUCAACCUGGUGUCCGUGUACCCGAGUAAGUAUUGCCCUCUGCUGAUCAAGGAAGGAGGGAUUAUUCUCCUGGAGAAAGUGCUGGAGCUCCAGACAUCGCACGAAGAGACCAAGGAAAUGGCACGGAAAGUGAUGGAGCAGUGUGAGAACUUCAAAGAAGACCCCAUGGAAACGACCAGGUAGACAAGGGCCAUCAGAGGUUGGUGUCAGGGGAGCAAUACAGCUACAGGAACAACAAGUCGAAACAUCAUAGGAGUCCUUCUUCACUAUCUUCUCACCGCAAGGGUCAAUUACGUGCAUCGAUUUACUGUAGAACAGAGCAACGUUUUGAUUAUAUAUUUUUUUUGCCUCCAACGGGCAUUCCGGACUGGACCUUGUUACGUGACACUAUUAGGAGGUUGAGAUGUGGUGCGCGGACUUCGUGUGUGCGUGUGUAUUUUUUGUGUUGCACAUGAUAAGCAUAAUUUGUUUUAUGGAUUUGUGUUCUCUUAAUGGUUUGUUUUGGGGUUUCUGGUGGGUGUGCUUGUCCUUGUUUGGGUGUGAGCGUGCUAGAGUGUGCGUGUGUGUAUGCGCAGAAAUAUGUGCUGGGGUGCGUUUGAUAUAACGAGGGGGGGGGGGGGUUUGCUUCUUUGAAAGCAAAAGGAGACAAAAACGGAGGUCCUUGCUGUCUUUCCUCGUCCGAUGUUUUGGGUCUAGCGAGAGGCCCUCCAUUGUAUAAGCUUAGGUCCCAACACACCGUCGUCAGAGAGCUUCGUUACGGCCAGCGGCCGCCUUGGCAGGAUGCCCAGCCCUCUCAGUGGUUUCUGACAACAGACAUUGUAAAUGGAUGAUUGGUGCCCUGAGGUGUGGACGAGCCACUGUCAUAUCCCAAGCAGCACUCAUCCCUGGACAGUUGUUAUUGCACAGUGGAGUCGCCAUGUCUGCCCGGGCCCCUCCGACCUACACAGACCAGCAGGGGGAGGGGAUCCGUGGCGAUGGCCCACCUGCAGUCUUCCUUGAGCCUGUGGCAUGGGCGUGGGGGUGGUCUUGUUUCUAUUUUUUUUUUUUUUUUUUUUUUUUUUUUACAUUUUUGGAGUUGUAGUUACAUUUUUGUUUCUGUCUGUUUUUAUUAUAUAUGAUUAUAAACACUCCAAUGAUUUAAUCUGUAAAUCUAGGCUUGGUUCCCUUUUCUUUAUAUAUUACCUACAAUGAAGCUGAGUGAUGAGAAACCAACCAGGGAGGACGAGUACUGUUAGGAUUUUAGGAAUCUCAAAAAGAAUAUGCUAAUGUUUUAAGUCUGAAUGUGGAUUUGUCAAAUGAAAAUAUUAUUGUGUCUCAUUGUAUACAUUUUUACACAUGCUACCUGCAUUUAGCAUACAGUGUCCUUCACCAUGAAAUCUGGAAUCAUCUUUAGAUUUUACACAUACAAAUUUUGUAUGUAAUUUCUGAACAUUUGGGAACCAUGUAAAAAAACUAAACCUUUGAUAUAUCAUAUUCAUAAAGUUGGCCUUGAUCAGCUAAUGUCAAAUGUAGAUUGGCUGCUAAAAUACUCACUGCAUCCAUCUUUAGACAACCUGACCAAGAAAUAUAAUGUAUGUUAAAACAGAUUUCAUUGAUUGGUCUAUGUUCAGAAAUAUGUGAAGCAAUUUCUCCCUACAGAAUGUGGUUUCAUAAGAUCUUGAUAUCUUUACAAAGAAUGAAAGGUUCCACAUUAGACUAAUUUGUAAUUGUUCGAUCCCUAGCUAGUGGUUUUAUUUACAUUUUUUACAUGCAGUCCCAAACAUUUAGAUAUUAACUUUUCAUUUUUUGAACAGAAAUCUUCUUUUCCAUUAGGUGUAGAAUUAUUUAAUCCUACCUUUUCCAUGUACAUUGUCUUAAAAAAUGUUUUUCAUGUGAUUUUGUAUGUUUGUAUUGUAUGCCUGGUUCAACUAUAUUUAUAUUGUUCUUUCACAGUUAUGGUGGGAGUUAGUUUUCAAAUGGGAGACCAAAAUGGGCAUGGCCUAUAGAAAUGGAAAAUAUACUAUAAUGUUAGAAACCUCACUUCAUUGUAAGUUUGAUAAUGUUGGAAUCUCUUAUAAUCAUUGGGCAGAGUAAAAGGGAGGGUUGUUGCUGGGUGAUUUCUGUAUGUCUGCAGGCUGCAGCAUUAGCUCUUAGCACUAAACAUAUCACACAAGUUAAUGAAAACAAAAGAUUAAGUUGCAAGUGUGGAACAUCUGAGGAAUAUGUAGGUAACACAUGACAUCUCAGUAGGUCAUAAUUGUGUUACCUACUGCCAAAAUGUGCAAGAGGUGAAUGCAUAUUGCUCACAUGGCAUCAUCGUUUUAAUCCCUUUCGGUAGCACCAAUAAUUUUACAUUUGAUUAAUUUCUCUGGUUUCAGUUAAUUAACAAUAAAGUUGAAGUGGUUAUAUUGUA
Messenger RNA from Esox lucius (northern pike), 4824 nucleotides. RefSeq names its product zyg-11 related, cell cycle regulator (gene zer1). Gene Ontology annotation, cellular component: Cul2-RING ubiquitin ligase complex. Gene Ontology annotation, molecular function: protein binding. The record is from RefSeq and is a predicted model, not a curated record. Bases 297 to 2615 code for a protein of 772 amino acids. The transcript has 16 exons. NCBI's taxonomy places the organism in Eukaryota, Metazoa, Chordata, Actinopteri, Esociformes, Esocidae.